This is a messenger RNA of Oncorhynchus masou masou (cherry salmon), 2504 nucleotides long. It is a transcript of the gene etnppl, whose product is annotated as ethanolamine-phosphate phospho-lyase. The transcript is spliced from 13 exons. Bases 107 to 1591 code for a protein of 494 amino acids. Gene Ontology annotation, molecular function: pyridoxal phosphate binding; ethanolamine-phosphate phospho-lyase activity; transaminase activity. Lineage: Eukaryota; Metazoa; Chordata; Actinopteri; Salmoniformes; Salmonidae. The record is from RefSeq and is a predicted model, not a curated record.
GUGUGCGUGUGCCUGCGCGGGUCCGUUGCAACGCAAUUUCUGGACUGACAAAACGGAGAUAAAUGAGGGACAACUGAUCAUUUUCUCUGAAUGAAAGAACGCCAGGAUGACAGCAGAAAUGUUUCCUAAGGAGAAGACCAUCGAUCUUCGGAAAAAGCACAUUGGUCCAUCAUGUAAGGUGUUCUUCAGCCAUGAUCCCAUCAAGAUUGUGCGGGCCAAAGGCCAGUACAUGUUUGACGAGAAUGGUGUGCGAUACUUGGACUGCAUCAACAACGUUGCACAUGUGGGUCACAGUCACCCAAUGGUGGUGAAGGCUGGGGCUGAACAGAUGGAACUACUGAAUACUAACUCACGCUUCCUGCAUGAUAACCUUGUCCAGUACGCCCAGAGGCUGCAGGCUACUCUACCUGAAAAGCUCUCUGUUUGCUACUUUGUCAACUCAGGCUCUGAAGCCAACGACCUGGCACUCAGACUGGCCUGGGAGUACACAGGCCACAAAGACGUCAUAACUUUGGACAAUGCCUAUCACGGCCACGUGUCAUCGCUCAUUAACAUCAGCCCUUAUAAAUUUCACCAGCUGGCCAAUGCAGAGCAGAGCAAAUCUGUUCACGUGGCUCUGAGCCCUGACCUCUACAGAGGCAACUAUAGACAAGACCAUCCAGACCCCGCCACAGCAUAUGCCGAUGACGUCAACAAUCUUAUACAGAAAGCCCAUGAGAAAGGACACAAGGUUGCUGCUUUUAUUGCAGAGUCGCUGCAGAGUUGUGGUGGGCAAGUCAUUCCCCCUGCAGGCUACUUCCAGAAAGUGGCACAACAUGUUCACCAGGCUGGUGGCCUAUUCAUCGCUGACGAGGUGCAGGUGGGAUUUGGCCGUGUUGGCACCCACUUCUGGGCCUUCCAGCUACAGGGAGAAGACUUUGUGCCUGACAUUGUCACCAUGGGCAAACCCAUCGGCAACGGGCACCCCAUGUCAUGUGUGGUCACCACAAGAGAGGUAGCAGAGGCCUUCAAGAACUCUGGCAUGGAGUACUUCAACACGUUUGGUGGUAACCCUGUGUCCUGUGCCAUUGGCCUUGCUGUGCUGGACGUGAUUGAGAAAGAGGAUCUCCAAGGCAACGCGCUGCGAGUGGGGGGCUACCUGAUGCGACUGCUGGAGCAGCAGAAAGAGAAGCAUCCACUAGUGGGGGAUAUCAGGGGUCGUGGCCUGUUUGUUGGGGCGGAGCUUGUGAGAGAUCGGGUGAAACUGACCCCUGCUACAGCGGAAGCCCAGGACAUCAUUUACAAACUGAAGGAACAACACAUCCUACUAAGUGCAGAUGGUCCUCAUCGCAAUGUCCUCAAGUUCAAACCACCCAUGUGCUUCUCUGAGGAGGACGCCGACAUGGUCGUGGAAAAGAUUGACCAGAUUCUCACAGACAUUGAGAAGGCGUUGGGGUUACAAAUGCCCUCCACAGUACAUACAGAGAAUGGAAGCCAUAAGAGAAAUGUUCAACCUGAGGAAAACGGAUGUCAUCAUUCAAAUGGAAUAGGCCAUAGCCGUGAUACGUCUCAACAGCAUGCCUCUCAGCAAAACAAAAGGCUGAGGCCUUAAUGGACUUGUGGAGUUUUGCUACUGUCUUAUAAGACCUGAAUAGUGUGCCCUGCACACUUACAUGUUUCAAUGGAUAAAGAAAGCGACUUCAUUCUCAAAGCUAUAAUUACUUUUUGUAAGCAUUUAUAAUAUGUUAGUUACACAUCGAUGUUAUAAUCCUAAUCUCAGAUACUUUGAAAUGUGAUUGGAAAUUUGGACAGGCAUGUAUAAGGCCUGCUGUUCCUUUGUAUACAGACAAAUGCAGAUGAACUAGAAACCCAUAUUGACAGUGAGGAACAAAUUUAAAGUGCUAAUGUCCAGGAUGUCUUUAGAGUCAUGCAUUGAUCCCUCACUGUGACUUCAUAUUAAAUAGUAAAUGACAAUGAUUACAAAUGCGAACUUUUUCAAAGUAUCAUUAUGAAAUAUAAAGAACAUGUUAGGAGGCCUACUGAAAAGACUAUAAAGUCUUGGCCGUUGUCAUGUUAUUGCCCACAUUUAGAGGUUCUUCAAUGAAAGCUUUGUUCUACAAAAAUGUCAAAUAAACAAUGCAGACAGGGAACGGAAUUGUUUAUCUUUGUGUCUAGCAGCCUCUUGUGUACAUUGAAAGAAAAUGCUGAGGAGCAGAGUUGGCUACACAGAAACCUUGGACAAUACAUGGUGCACUGCUAUGCUAAUUGUGGCAAGAACAAGUACCAAAAACACUUAGUUAAUAGCCCAGGUGUUUAUUUGCUUAAAUCAUGGAACACAACAGGCGCUUAUUAGAGACUGGCUUCUAUUUUAGCUUUUGCUCAUUUGUAUAGUUAAUUGUUUAAUACCAGGUUUUCUUGUACUAAUAUGUUAUAACUUGCACACGGUGUCACAUUUAUUUUGUCUUAGUAUGCCUGUAUAAAAUAAAAUAAAACUUUUCCUUGACAGGAUAAUUAUUGACCUCCGA